Messenger RNA from Colias croceus (clouded yellow), 846 nucleotides. RefSeq names its product neuropeptide CCHamide-1 (gene CCHa1). The record is from RefSeq and is a predicted model, not a curated record. NCBI's taxonomy places the organism in Eukaryota, Metazoa, Arthropoda, Insecta, Lepidoptera, Pieridae. The transcript has 8 exons. Bases 48 to 578 code for a protein of 176 amino acids.
UCGCGAUCAGUGCUGCCUGCUUGCCGUGAGUUUACAAAAAAGCAGCAAUGCAGAAACAGAAAUCCCCCAAGUCAUGCCUCCCCAGCGCGUCUGCCACGGCCUUACUAAUCAUUCUACUGAUCGUCUGCCUCACUGAGGGCGCAACAGAACAAAGAAUUAAUAAUAGAGGUAGCAAGUCGUCCCAUCUAAUUCAGAAAAUCAACGGAUGGCGCAGCCAACGCGGAGGAUCCUGUUUAAGCUACGGACAUUCUUGUUGGGGAGCACACGGCAAACGAUCUGGGAAGCCGCCCGCGUCGGCUCCUGAUUGGUUCAUCACAAGGAUGUUACGUCGUAUGGCUAAUAAUGAAAUGCACAACACCAACAAUUUCGAAGUGAAACACGACGACGCUGACGACAUCUUCCGGGUGGUUAUAGACGACUCGUCGGCGAACAGCCCUCUAAAAGACAGUGAAGAGCUACCACUACAAAACUUGGACGCAGCAUCAAAGUUACCUGAAGCCAAACCGAUGUUGGACGACGAUUUACUCACAAAAAUGAAACUAUGGCAGAUAAUGCGAGUUGCCUCACAAGACCACUAAGCUACACAAUCGACUGAAGAGUUACUACAUCUUAUUUAUACGAAUACUCUUUUAUCAUCACCGUCAGUUGUAGGGCUGGGUUACAAUUGACUGUCUGUAUCAUAUAGUAUAAGAUUUCUGAAAACAUAUUUAUAUACGAACUAUACUUCAAAUGUCUCUGUUGGAAAAUAUAGAAAUAUAGUAGCUCAAAUAUAAUACAUAUAUGUAUAAGUACGGAUAUAAAAUUAAUAUACUUCAUUGUUGGUGUUAAAUAGGAAAUCUGUAAAAU